Molecule: messenger RNA, 303 nt
Organism: Pterocles gutturalis (yellow-throated sandgrouse)
Lineage: Eukaryota; Metazoa; Chordata; Aves; Pterocliformes; Pteroclidae
Product: general transcription factor 3C polypeptide 6-like
Exons: 4
Coding region: 7-303 (98 amino acids)
Biological process (GO): transcription by RNA polymerase III
Cellular component (GO): transcription factor TFIIIC complex
Source: RefSeq, a predicted model, not a curated record
CUGGUCAUGGUGGAACUAUCAGGAAUUAUUGAUUCAGACUUCUUAGAAAAAUGUGAAAACAAAUGCAAGAUUUUGGGAAUAGAGACAGAGAGGCCCAUUUUGCAAGUGGACAGAUAUGUAUUUGCAGGAGAAUAUGAAGAUACCUUGGGAACCUGUGUGGUUUUUGAAGAAAACACAGAGCAUGUAGAUGCAGAAGGCAACCAAAAAGUACAGCUGAAAUACAAGUGCCACACAGUGAAGAAGUUGAACAUGACACGAACGCUUUUGACAGAGAAGAAGGAAGGGGAAGAGAAUGUUGGUUAG